This is a messenger RNA of Diceros bicornis minor, 834 nucleotides long. It is a transcript of the gene RAB3B, whose product is annotated as RAB3B, member RAS oncogene family. Lineage: Eukaryota; Metazoa; Chordata; Mammalia; Perissodactyla; Rhinocerotidae. The record is from RefSeq and is a predicted model, not a curated record. Gene Ontology annotation, biological process: protein localization to plasma membrane; regulation of exocytosis; protein secretion. Gene Ontology annotation, cellular component: plasma membrane; synaptic vesicle; endosome. The coding region runs from base 131 to 790 and encodes 219 amino acids. Gene Ontology annotation, molecular function: GTPase activity; GTP binding. The transcript is spliced from 6 exons.
GGCCCCAGACCCGCCCCGCACCGCCUGCUCCGCGAACCCCGCUGCGCCUGCCGCUGCCGCCGCCGCCGCCAGGUCCCGCGCCCCGCUGCGCUGCUGGAGCGAGCCGCUCGUCCCGCGCCCGGAGUCCCAGAUGGCUUCAGUGACUGAUGGUAAAGCAGGAGUCAAGGAUGCCUCCGACCAGAAUUUUGACUACAUGUUCAAACUGCUCAUCAUCGGCAACAGCAGUGUUGGCAAGACCUCCUUCCUCUUCCGCUAUGCUGAUGACACCUUCACUCCAGCCUUUGUCAGCACUGUGGGCAUUGAUUUCAAGGUGAAGACAGUCUACCGCCAUGAGAAGCGAGUGAAGCUGCAGAUCUGGGACACAGCUGGGCAGGAGCGGUACCGGACCAUUACCACAGCCUAUUACCGUGGGGCCAUGGGCUUCAUUCUGAUGUAUGAUAUCACCAAUGAGGAGUCCUUCAAUGCUGUCCAAGACUGGGCUACUCAGAUCAAGACCUACUCCUGGGACAAUGCGCAGGUUAUCCUGGUGGGGAACAAGUGUGACAUGGAGGAAGAAAGGGUUGUUCCCACUGAGAAGGGACGGCUCCUCGCAGAGCAGCUUGGGUUUGACUUCUUUGAAGCUAGUGCCAAGGAGAACAUCAGCGUGAGGCAGGCCUUUGAGCGCCUGGUGGAUGCCAUUUGCGACAAGAUGUCUGAUUCGCUGGACACGGACCCCUCCAUGCUGGGCGCCUCCAAGAACACUCGUCUCUCUGACACCCCACCGCUGCUGCAGCAGAACUGCUCGUGCUAGUGUGCAGCAAGUCCUAUGAUUCUACUUCUAAAAUAUAUCUCAAG